AUGUCGAAGCUUACCGCCGAAGCGACCGAUCCCGUCAAGGGUUCCACCGACGAUGGGCAUCCACUAUCCCACCGCGAGAAGCAGAUCAUGAGGAAAGUGGAUCUGAGGCUGAUCGUAGGCGCAGCUUUGGGAUAUUCUGUGAAUUUGAUGGACCGUGGUAAUGUUGGAAUGGCAGCCAUUGGAGGCAUGCUCACAGACCUCGACUUUGACGGACCUCGCUACUCGCUCGUGGUUCUGAUGUUCUUCAUCACGUACGUGGUCUUCCAGCCACCCGCCACCGUCCUGAUCCGGAAAAUGGGCCCUCCAUUUUUUCUUUCGCUCAUGAUCUUCUGUUGGGGUGUUCUGAUGUUGGGAAUGGGAUUCGCUAAGAGAUGGGAAGAGAUUCUCGCCAUACGAAUCCUCCUCGGAGUCUUUGCGGCUGGAUAUUUCCCAGGGUGCAUGUAUCUUCUCUCCUGCUGGUAUAUGCGAUACGAGGUCCAGAAGCGCUUUGCGGUGUUCUACGGUGUGGGCUGCGUGGCAUCAGCUCUAGCGGGAAUUCUUGCCUUUGGAUUGACAAAAAUGAAUGGCACUCACGGAAUUGCGGGAUGGCGUUGGAUUUUCAUUCUGGAAGGAGUGAUCACCAUUGGGCUCGGUUUUCUUGUGUAUAUUCUGAUUGUCGAUUUCCCUGACAAAGCCUCACGGGGUUGGAAGUUCCUUACUGAGGAGGAAUGUGAAUUUGUCGUCCACCGGAUCAAUUAUGACCGACUAGAUGCUGAAGCAGAGGAGUUUACGCUUCGAAGAUUCCUGAAGCCAGCGCUCGAUAUCAAAAUAUGGGCAUAUGCAAUUAUGUUCUGCUGCUUGACUAUCAAUACGUAUGCCAUGGCAUAUUUCCUCCCCAUCAUUCUUUCCGAUGGAAUGGGGUUUGGUGUCGGAGAAGCUCAAUGCCUCACAGCACCGCCAUGGGUAUUCGCCGCUCUAAUGAUGUUUACGACGGCAUGGGUGGGUGAUAAAAUCAAACGACGUGUCCCAAUUCUGCUAUUCAAUGUAUGCCUUUCACUGAUCGGUCUACCCAUGAUGGGGCUUUUGAAACCCAACUCAGCUCGAUACGUCGGUGUCUUUUUGACCGUUGCAGGAGCCAAUGCAAAUGUGCCCGCUUGCAUGGCAUGGCAGGCUAACAACGUUCGAGGCCAAUGGACUCGGGCAUUUUCCAGCGCCACAUUGAUUGCCUUUGAUGGUAUAGGCGGUAUUAUUGCCAGCUUGGUCUUCGAAAAGGGUGCACCUCAAUACAGGCCGGGUGUGUUCACUGCUCUUGGGGCUAACGUGCUUUUCUUACUCGUUGUUGUGUCGCUGGCAUUUUGGUACCGGCGUUGCAAUGAACAAGCGGAUCGCGGAGAGCGUAUAAUUGCAGGAGUGGAGGGAUUUAGGUACACUAUUUGA
Penicillium cinerascens is the source of this 1416-nucleotide messenger RNA. RefSeq lists its product as uncharacterized. The record is from RefSeq and is a predicted model, not a curated record. Gene Ontology annotation, biological process: transmembrane transport. Lineage: Eukaryota; Fungi; Ascomycota; Eurotiomycetes; Eurotiales; Aspergillaceae. Gene Ontology annotation, molecular function: transmembrane transporter activity. Gene Ontology annotation, cellular component: membrane. The coding region runs from base 1 to 1416 and encodes 471 amino acids. The transcript is spliced from 8 exons.